AUUAAAAUGGGUGAAAAUUAGUAAAAUAUAUAAUAUUUUUAUACAAAAAUAAAUUUAUUAACAUAGGUCAAUCUUUACAGCUUCUAUUUCUUCAUGUUUGGUGAUUAUGAUGUUUGGAAAGAGAGAUUAAGGUCAGUGAUGUUUACUUGGGUCACACUCAUUGUACCAAUGUCCUUGUAUUGAAAUCAUUGUAUUAGUAAAAUAUAGGAAUCACAUGUAAUACACAUAAGAACAAGAUAAGUAUAAACUUUUAAGUUGAUUCCACGAUGGUCUGGACAGCACAUUCUUAAAUUUAAUUAAUCCAAUCUCUUUCCCACGUCCGUCUUGACCAUGUUCACUUCUCAACGAUCAUACAUGAAUGUGCAUAUAUAUGUGCUCUAUGGCAAGGAAAUUGUAGAACUAAACAAACAAUGGGGAAAGAAAAUGAGAAAGUUGUGGUUUUGGAUUUCUGGGCAAGUCCUUACGCCAUGAGGACGAAGAUUGCCUUGAGAGAGAAAGGAGUCGAGUUCGAGACUCAACAAGAAGACUUGUGGAGCAAGAGUGAGCUCUUGCUGAAAUCAAACCCUGUUCACAAGAAAGUGCCUGUCCUUAUCCACGGCGGCAAACCCGUCUCUGAAUCUCUCAUUCAGGUUCAGUACAUCGACGAGACGUGGACUGAUGCGGCUUCUUUCUUGCCCUCUGAUCCUCAAGCCAGAGCCAAUGCAAGGUUCUGGGCUGAUUUCGCCGAGAAAACGAUAUCGUUUCAAGGAGGAAGAAAGAUUUGGGGAAACAACAAAGGAGAAGAACAAGAGAAAGGCAAGAAGGAGUUUCUUGACAGCUUGAAGGUUCUUGAAGCUGAGCUUGGAGACAAGUCUUACUUCGGAGGAGAGACAUUUGGUUAUGUUGACAUCGCUCUUGUCCCAUUCUACAGUUGGUUCUAUGCACUCGAGAAAUGUGGUGAUUUUUCUGUGGAAGCUGAGUGUCCUAAGAUCGUGGCUUGGGGAAAGAGAUGUGUUGAACGCGACAGUGUUGCUGCUUCCUUGCCUGAAUCUGAGAAAGUUUAUCAGCAAGUGCUUAAGCUCAGACAGAUUUUCGGUGUUGAAUAAAUGCAAAAAUUGCAUUCUGAACAUCUUUGAAUCUUGUCUUUUUAUGUUUCCGUGUUGCAAGUGUUUAUUGUUGUUCUUUUGAGAAAUAAACUGGCUGUCAUUUUUUCUGGUU
Messenger RNA from Brassica napus (rape), 1197 nucleotides. RefSeq names its product glutathione S-transferase U28. The transcript has 2 exons. Gene Ontology annotation, molecular function: glutathione transferase activity. The record is from RefSeq and is a predicted model, not a curated record. Gene Ontology annotation, biological process: glutathione metabolic process. Gene Ontology annotation, cellular component: cytoplasm. Bases 411 to 1085 code for a protein of 224 amino acids. Lineage: Eukaryota; Viridiplantae; Streptophyta; Magnoliopsida; Brassicales; Brassicaceae.